This is a messenger RNA of Anisakis simplex (herring worm), 3303 nucleotides long. NCBI's taxonomy places the organism in Eukaryota, Metazoa, Nematoda, Chromadorea, Rhabditida, Anisakidae. The record is from the annotation of a GenBank genome assembly.
AUGUAUGAGGAAGAUGAAGCUGAGGAGAUGCCCUUUGAGGGUGAUGACGAUGAGGAAAUCUCAUCCGAACAGUGGCAGGAGGCAUGUUGGGUGGUGAUAUCGGCGUAUUUCGAUGAGAAGGGUUUGGUGAGACAACAAUUGGACAGUUUCGACGAAUUUAUUCAGAUGAAUGUUCAACGAAUUGUCGAAGACUCACCUCCGGUUGAAUUGCAGUCGGAAGUUCAGCAUUAUUCUGGUACUNUUGUUAUUAUUAUUAUUUCUGUUUGCAGAUCAUCGUACUGUAUGCUUUCGAACAUGUCCGAUCGAGAUCUCACUGAGCUGAAUGAGUGCCCGUUGGAUCCGGGAGGAUAUUUUAUUAUCAAUGGCUCCGAAAAGGUAUUAAUCGCACAGGAGAAGAUGGCCACGAAUACAGUGUAUGUUUUCUCGAUGAAAGAUGGCAAAUACGCUUAUAAAACGGAGUGUCGUUCGUGUUUGGAGAACUCGAGUCGUCCUACGUCAACGCUCUGGGUGAAUAUGUUGGCACGAGGAGGAUCGUCGAAGAAAUCGGCAAUGGGGCAGCGAAUCAUUGCAAUUCUGCCAUAUAUUAAGCAGGAAAUUCCAAUAAUGAUCGUAUUCCGUGCGUUGGGUUUUGUGUCGGAUCACGAUAUUUUGGAGCAUAUCAUCUACGAUUUUGAAGAUCCAGAAAUGAUGGAGAUGGUGAAGCCAAGUUUGGACGAGGCAUUCGUCAUACAGGAACAAAACGUAGCGUUGAAUUUCAUUGGUUCGCGUGGCGCAAAACCGGGUGUAACAAGAGAGCAACGUAUCAAGUAUGCAAAAGAGAUUCUUCAAAAGGAAAUGUUACCACACGUUGGCAUAUCGGACUUUUGUGAAACGAAGAAAGCUUAUUUCAUUGGUUAUAUGGUACACCGUCUUUUGUUGGCUGCAUUGGGUAGACGUGAGCUGGAUGAUCGUGAUCAUAUCGGCAACAAACGACUGGAUUUGGCCGGACCCUUGCUGGCAUUCCUGUUCAGAGCACUCUUCAAGAAUCUGCUCAAAGAGGUUCGAUUGACUGCGCAAAAAUAUAUCAACAAGAAUGGCGAUUUCAUUCUGGAUGCAUGCGUUAAAACAACCACGAUAACACGAGGUCUUGCCUAUUCGUUGGCCACUGGCAAUUGGGGUGAUCAGAAGAAGGCGCAUCAAUCCAGAGCUGGUGUUAGUCAGGUGCUGAAUCGUCUCACCUACACAGCCACUCUCUCACAUUUGCGUCGUUGUAAUUCACCGAUUGGCCGCGAAGGUAAACUGGCUAAACCGCGUCAGCUACACAACACCCAAUGGGGCAUGGUGUGUCCAGCAGAAACACCCGAAGGUCAAGCGGUCGGUCUUGUCAAGAAUCUAGCCUUGAUGGCGUAUAUAUCUGUCGGAAGUUUACCCGAACCAAUUCUGGAGUUUUUGGAGGAAUGGUCGAUGGAGAAUCUCGAAGUGUGUCGUCCAUUGUUGAUUGUUGAAAAUCAGAAAUUGGUUCUGAAAAAGAAACAUAUCGAUCAGUUGAAAGACACAAACGUGACUUACGCGUGGUCUGAUCUUGUGGCUGGCGGUGUGGUGGAGUUGAUUGACGCGAUGGAAGAGGAGACAGUGAUGUUAGCGAUGAUGCCUGAAGACUUGCGUGCAGGUGGUUAUUGUGAUACGUACACGCAUUGCGAGAUCCAUCCGGCGAUGAUUCUGGGUGGUUAUUGUGAUACGUACACGCAUUGCGAGAUCCAUCCGGCGAUGAUUCUGGGUGUUUGUGCAUCGAUUAUCCCAUUCCCGGAUCAUAAUCAGAGUCCCAGGAAUACAUAUCAGAGCGCUAUGGGUAAGCAAGCAAUGGGUGUUUAUACGACGAAUUUCCAUGUUCGGAUGGACACACUAGCGCAUGUGUUGUAUUAUCCGCAGAAGCCGUUGGUUACGACCCGUUCGAUGGAAUAUCUGAGAUUCAACGAGCUACCCGCUGGUAUUAACGCAAUUGUAGCAAUCCUUUCGUACACAGGCUAUAACCAGGAGGACUCGGUGAUCAUGAACCAGUCUGGAAUAGAUAGAGGUCUCUUCAGAUCGGUCUUCUAUCGUUCGUAUCGCGAUCAGGAAGCGAAUCUGGACAAUUCAAAUGAAGAACUCAUUGAGAAACCUACGAGGGAUAAAUGCUCGGGAAUGCGUCAUUCGUUGUAUGAUAAACUGGACGAGGAUGGUAUAAUAUCACCAGGAAUGCGAGUUUCUGGUGACGAUGUCAUUAUUGGCAAAACGAUAUCACUUCCUGAGCAGGAGGAUGACUUGGAUGCAAAUGCGAAAAAGUAUACGAAACGUGAUGCGAGUACAUUCUUGAGAAGUAGUGAGACGGGUAUUAUUGAUCAGGCGAGUUCGAUUCGUUAUUUUUUCUUGUUUUUUGUGUUCAUUAAGAAAUUGUUUCCGGAAUGUUUAUUGUAUAAUAUAAAUGUUUUGUUCAAUAUCAUAUUCGUACAAGCUGUUAUCCACAUGCAUAUUCUUCAGGUUAUGUUAACACUGAACACAGACGGUAAUAAAUUCGUGAAAAUUCGUGUGCGUUCAGUGCGUUUACCGCAGAUUGGUGAUAAGUUUGCGUCGAGACACGGUCAAAAGGGUACGAUGGGUAUUAUGUACAGACAGGAAGAUAUGCCGUUUACGAAUGAGGGCAUUACUCCAGACAUUAUCAUUAAUCCGCAUGCAGUACCGUCGCGUAUGACGAUUGGUCACUUGAUCGAAUGUCUGCAAGGAAAGUUAUCUGCAAACAAAGGAGAAAUCGGUGACGCGACACCGUUCAACGACACAGUAAAUGUGCAGAAGAUCAGCAAUCUGCUCUCAGAAUAUGGUUAUCAUUUGCGUGGCAAUGAAGUCAUGUACAAUGGACACACUGGACAUAAACUAACAACUCAGGUAUUCCUCGGACCAACAUAUUAUCAACGUUUGAAGCAUAUGGUGGAUGAUAAGAUCCAUUCGAGAGCCAGAGGACCGGUGCAGAUGAUGAAUCGACAACCGAUGGAGGGAAGGGCAAGAGACGGUGGUUUGCGUUUCGGCGAAAUGGAACGUGAUUGUCAGAUCUCACACGGUGCUGCACAGUUUCUGCGUGAACGUCUCUUCGAGGUAUCGGAUCCGUAUCAUGUAUACGUUUGUAAUAAUUGUGGUCUCAUUGUUAUUGCCAAUCUGCGUACGAAUACGUUCGAGUGUAAGGCAUGUCGCAAUAAAACGCAAGUUUCGGCAAUUCGGAUCCCGUACGCCUGCAAACUACUUUUCCAAGAGCUGAUGUCGAUGUCGAUUGCACCACGUCUUAUGGUCUCAUAA